Molecule: messenger RNA, 7783 nt
Organism: Calidris pugnax (ruff)
Lineage: Eukaryota; Metazoa; Chordata; Aves; Charadriiformes; Scolopacidae
Gene: RIMBP2
Product: RIMS binding protein 2
Exons: 22
Coding region: 538-4515 (1325 amino acids)
Biological process (GO): neuromuscular synaptic transmission
Molecular function (GO): protein binding
Source: RefSeq, a predicted model, not a curated record
CGUCGGGUUAAUACUAUGUGAAAGAGAAACUGGCAAAUAGGGAAAGCCAUCUUUGUGUGCGUAUGUGUGUGCGAGCACUGCUGUUUCAUAGGCUCUGGCAGCUGCUGCAUGGCCGAUGAUGCUUGCUCUCUCUUUUUCACCCUGCCUCCCUGCAGACAACUAAUGAAUCAUUUCUAGCCUGAAUACUAGCUGUGCAAACACACCAAUGCCGCUGCUGCUGCCGACGCUGCCGCCUUUCUCUACAAGGUUGUAAUUUGACACAGUAGACUGCAGUUCUCUCGGCAAUGAUCUUGCUGAACAUCGGAAGCACUCGAUUUGAAGGAAAAUGAACUGAAGGAUGCUGUGCAAGAAAAGAAUAGCCUGAGCCUUCAGUAUGCAAGUGUGUCCCACAAAGCACUGCAAUAUGACCAGGUAAAAUCAGACUAUGACCAUCUUAGAGAAACCCUUCUCAGAGUGACCAAGGAACGAGAUUUGGCUGUAAAGGGAAAACACCAGCUCCAAGCCAAGCUGGAGAACUUAGAGCAGGUCCUAAAGCAUAUGCGAGAGGCUGCUGAACGGCGGCAACAGCUGGAGUUGGAGCAUGAGCAAGCCUUGGCUGUUCUCAACGCCAAACAGCAGGAAAUUGAACUCCUGCAGAAGGCUCAGGUUGAAGCUAAGAAGGAACAUGAGGGAGCAGUUCAAUUGCUAGAGGCCAAGGUCCGAGAGCUAGAGGAGAAAUGCCGGACACAGAGCGAACAGUUUAACCUCUUGUCCAGGGAACUGGAGAAGUUUCGACAGCAAGCAGGGAAGAUUGAUCUCCUGAGCAGUAACUCAGUGGCAUCCUCAGAUUUCCCUGGUUCUCCCGGUAAAUCUCUAUCCCAGUUAAUGAAUGGAAUAGCCACUUCUAUAGGCAAAGGUCAUGAAAGUCCUUCUGGAAGUCGUUGUGUGAUUUCAGAGUUUAUACGACCCCUUCAAAUAUCUGGAGACAAACCAGAACAAUUAUCUGUCAAACCCACCUUCCUGUCCAAGUCAAGAUCUGGUACCCCAAGAUGCAGAUUUGAUUCAGACAUGGAUAAUGAUCAGAAUUCCAAUACCUCAAAGCAGAGAUAUUCUGGGAAAGUCCAUCUUUGCAUUGCCCGUUAUAGUUACAACCCUUUUGAUGGACCAAAUGAAAAUCCAGAAGCAGAGCUCCCCCUUACGGCAGGAAAGUACCUUUAUGUGUAUGGAGAUAUGGAUGAAGAUGGCUUUUAUGAAGGGGAACUCCUAGAUGGACAAAGAGGACUAGUCCCUUCAAAUUUUGUGGAUUUUGUUCAAGACAAUGAGACCCGGUUAUCAAGCACAUUAAGCAGUGAACAAGAUCAGAAUUUUAUCAACCAUUCGGGUCCUACUUUGGAAGGAGAUCUCCUGGAGAUAAGUCCACCAAGUCACAUAGACUCUAGUGUAAUCAGCAAUGGCGCAGGGACUCUGGAUGUGAACAUUGAUGAAAUUGGAGAAGACAUUGUGCCUUAUCCUAGAAAAAUCACCCUUAUUAAACAACUAGCCAAAAGUGUCAUUGUGGGCUGGGAGCCACCGGUAGUGCCACCCGGAUGGGGAACCAUUAGCAGCUACAACGUUCUGGUUGACAAAGAAGUACGGAUGAACAUAGCCUUGGGAAGCAGAACGAAAGCUCUUAUAGAAAAGCUUAAUAUUUCUACUUGUACAUACCGAAUAUCAAUUCAGAGUAUUACAAACAAGGGUAACUCAGAUGAACUGCAGUGCACUUUGUUAGUUGGGAAGGAUGUCAUAGUAGCCCCCUCUAAUCUUAAAGUGGACAACAUAACCCAGAUUUCUGCUGAGCUGUCUUGGCUCCCUACAAAUAGUAAUUACAGUCACGUGAUCUUUCUCAAUGAAGAAGAAUUUGACAUUGUCAAGGCUGCUAGCUACAAGUACCAUUUUUUUAAUUUGAAGCCCAAUAUGGCCUACAAAGUGAAGGUGAUGGCAAAGCCCCAUCAGAUGCCCUGGCAGCUUCCCCUGGAACAACGAGAAAAAAAAGAAGCCUUUGUGGAAUUUUCUACAUUGCCAGCAGGUCCUCCAGCUCCACCUCAAGAUGUUACUGUACGGGCUGGGUCCACCCCAGCAACUGUACAGGUGUCCUGGAAACCACCAUCUCUGACAGCAACAGGGACCUCCCAUGGCGCCAAUGUCACCGGCUACGGUGUUUAUGCGAAAGGUCAACGGGUGGCGGAGGUGAUCUUUCCAACAGCAGAGAACACACUGGUGGAGCUAAUGAGACUAAGGAGUUUGGAAGCAAAGGAAGUUACAGUUCGUACACUGUCUGCACAAGGCGAAUCAGUGGACUCUUCUGUUGCUGCCAUUCCAUCUGACCUACUGGUGCCUCCAACCCCUCACCCCAGAACUGCUCCCAAAUCUAAGCCAUUAGCAAGUGCCGGAGCCCCAGAAACCAAAGAAGAACAUUUAGGUCCACAUUUAAAAAUGGAUGAGUCAUGGGAGCAGACUCGUUCGGCAUCCCCUGUUCAUGGACACACACUUGAGCCCCCUGCCCCCAACUUUCACAGCUCGCUUCAGGGGAGGAGGUCUCCAUCGCCUAACCGAAUACUCCCUCAACCCCAAGGCACACCAGUCCCAAAUACUGUUGCAAAAGCCAUGGCAAGAGAAGCUGCACAACGAGUUGCAGAGAGCAAUAGGAUGGAGAGGAGGAGUGUUUUUAGCGAAAGGAGUAAUGCAGCCCAGUACGCUAACUCAGAUGAUGAGGAAGAUGGCUAUGAUUCUCCUAAUGUCAAAAGAAGGGGGGCUUCAGUUGAUGACUUCCUGAAAGGGUCAGAACUUGGAAAGCAACCGCACUAUUGCCAUGGUGAAGAGUACCAUACAGAGAGCAGCAGAGGUUCUGACUUGUCUGAUAUUAUGGAAGAAGAUGAGGAAGAGCUGUACUCUGAAAUGCAGCUGGAGGAUGGAGGAAGGCGACGAGUCAGUGUGUCUUCACACAAUGCACUUAAGGAGUGCGAUAAGAAUAAGACCACUGAAGCCACUUUUUUGGAACAUCCUGACUUUUCACAGCAGAUACAUCACAGUAAAAAGCUUUUCAGUAUUCCAGAAGUAGCUGAAGAGGAUGGUGAAUACUCUGAACUGCUGUACAAGCAGGGUUUAGGUAUGCCCUAUAAAAAGCAUCCCACAAUAGCUAGAGACUCUAGACCACCUAGGCCCUACAAUCAAGACCAGCAGCACAACUUCUGGUACCCAGCCAAGCACAGAAUUUCAGGCAUGGAGGAUUAUGCUGCAGACGACAAAGGAUGUAAAUAUAGCCGGUCCUUAUCGAGAAGCCCAGACAGUGGACUAGACUGUGGAAGUGAAGAAGAAGAAUCUCGUUUUAAUUUCAGAUAUACUUAUGAUUCAGUUUCUGCCAACGUUGCAUCUAGCUGUUGCGCAGAGACCGCUAACUGUUCCUGCAGGAAAAGCAUGAGGCCAUUGCUUGCUCGCAGGAAAACUUUAACCAGACAAACCAGCAUCGAAGAAGAUUUUGGUGACCUGGGUCCUUCCUUUGUAGAGCCCAGGAGUGAACAGGUCAAGCCCAGUUACGAGAAAAAGUAUGAGACUCAGAAAUGUAAUAGAACAGAUAAUUUGUCUAAUGAAGAUGUUCAGGGAGGCUGGAAGACCGACUUUAAAAUGGCUGACUCUAGGGCAGCUGGUCUACUUGCAAAGCCAUCCCACAGAGAUGCAGAAGACUCUCUGCUUUUAGGUAAUCCAUCAUCUGCAGGACGGCCUGAAAGGGCGGAGCAUGCAGGGCGAAGGUCCUCUCAUGGCAGUGCAGUGCCACAAAGGUCUCGACCAAUGUUGGUCCCUUCCAUUGAUGGCUAUGGUGGUCAUGACCAUCUUUCUCCUGAUAUUUAUGAAGAAUCAGAAACGGAUCCUGGCACAGAGGAUAUAACUACCAGAAUAUUUGUUGCACUUUUCGACUACGAUCCGCUGACGAUGUCCCCAAAUCCGGAUGCUGCAGAAGAAGAGCUGCCAUUUAAAGAAGGACAGAUCAUUAAGGUUUAUGGGGACAAAGAUGCUGAUGGAUUCUAUCGUGGAGAAACCUGUACAAGAAUUGGCCUUAUCCCAUGUAAUAUGGUCUCUGAGAUUCAAGCAGAUGAUGAAGAGAUGAUGGAUCAACUUCUAAAGCAAGGCUUUCUUCCUUUGAACACACCAGUUGAGAAAAUUGAAAGGAACAGGCGGAGCGGCAGGCAGCACUCCGUGCCCACGCGCAGGAUGGUGGCUCUGUACGACUACGACCCAAGAGAAAGUUCUCCAAACGUUGACGUAGAGGCCGAGCUGACGUUCUGCACCGGGGACAUUAUCACUGUCUUUGGUGAAAUUGAUGAAGAUGGAUUUUACUAUGGUGAACUUAACGGACAAAAGGGGCUGGUUCCUUCCAACUUCCUUGAAGAAGUGCCUGAUGAUGUUGAGGUCUAUCUCUCUGAUGCACCCGCGCGAUACGUUCACGAUACACCGACGCGUACAAAAGCAAAAAGGAAGAAGAGUGUUCAUUUCACACCUUAAUAAGGCAAUGUAGCCUUCACGUAAGUGAGCAACUGAAGAUACCAAUAGAGAUUUCAAUUAAAGCUACCUGGCUCUCUAAUGCAAGUCUUGAAACUUAAUUGUGGGGGAAAAAAAAAAAAGAAAUAUGUCUCCAAAAUCCUUGGCCACAGAGUAGGCUGUUUGCUUUCAUUGUAUCUAGCCAAGUCAAUUUAGGUCUUUUUAGGAGACAAAUCCUUUAAAAAGGAAUCUUUAGAAGUACAUGGAUUAGACCUCACUUUAUGAAGGUCAAUGUUUGGAACAUAUUUCUUCAUGAGCGAACUGUUUAUGUUUACAUAGAAAGGAGAGUUUGAUGUCUAACUACCCUACAAACAAAAGCUGCAUAUUGCAUUGUUAGCCAACCUGGGAUGUAAAAAUUCCAAGCUCCUACAUCGAGAGAAAAGCACAACAUCCCCAACCCUUAAAGAGGAUAAAACUGAAACGUAAGCGGAUACGUACGGUAGUUUACAAGGGUAUAGUUGGUUUUGAAACUCAUUACACUCAAAUAUAGCUACUUAAAUUGUCUGCCUUAAAAUGUGUUUUCCAUAAUCGAUUAUACCCACUUUGCCUAAGACCAACUAUUCAACAAUUCUGAAAAAAAAUCCCUUCAUACGGUACAAUUUACUCAGAUUUUCCUAGAAAGUGCACAUUUGAAAUAUUAGCAACUGUUUGGUUUACCAAUGCAAUAAAAGUCUCAGUAUGAAACAUGCAGCUCACUGAAUGAAUGCAUUAGACUAAAUAUAUGGUAUCUUCAGGUGUACGUUGGGGUGCUUUACCAAGUUGGUUUUGUUUUGGUUUUUUUUUUCAUUAGAACUAGACCUUGAUUUAAAAUCAAAGUAGGCUUGAAGCCCCUUUGCUUAACUCACUGUUGCACAAGCCAGUAAAUUGCUAAUGUUUUAACUUGAACUACAAGAUACCAGGGUCCCUAAGGCAUGGAUUCUACUAUGAAACUAUCAUCUUAACUGAUAGCAUCACCUCCUGUCAGCCAGGCACUGUACUUAGGUUAGGCUGAGUAUAAGUAGUUUUAGCAUUUUCAUUCAAGUGCUUUUGAUGAUUGAAAAAAAUAGCUGUUUUAAGAUAUUUAGGAAUGCUGUCAUCUAACUGUCGUACAAAUAUUCACCUCCAUUCAGCAACCUCAUAGCUGCAGCACACACAUCAAGCAGUCAGGGUCUUUAAGCUUUCUUUGAUUGCAAUUAAGGUUCAUUUUAGCUUUUUCUUUUUCCUUUUUUUUUUUUUUUUUUAAGCCAGUGUGCCAUCUUCUCAAAUAUGUACAUAAAGUUUGCUAUCCAAUUUUAAAGAAAAGGCAUUUAAAGGACAUUAAAAAAAUAAGUGAUCAUGUAGCAUUUUAAGCAAUUUCUUCUGAAAAGUUUGGCUACUUGUUAAUCUGUAAUAAUUAACACAUUUAUUUUUCUUAAAUCUAUAGCUAAAAGUAUUCCUCUUCAUUUUUGUACUAUCAGAGUACUGAAAUGCAAAACCCAGUUUUGUGGCUUCUGUGGCCAGAACUAUGACAAAACAAAUGUAUCCAACUCUUUCUUUAAAAAACUAUAACCAAACCAGGGCUCUAUUGGAGUGUUUUCUAUUUCCUAUCCUUUUUUCUCAAAAUUUAUGUAUUUUCCGUAAGCCCAUGCAGUAUUUUAAGCCACAAAGAAGAAUGGAAUCAGCCCUUUUGUUUAAGUGGGUAAUGGGACAAGUGAUGUUACCAACUUUCUUGAUGAUGAUAGCUUUUAAGCUUUCAAACAUUCAAUAAAUUAUAACAAUGUACCUAAUAGGUUCCUCCUGAGAAUACAGGUACAUCCCGGAGAGCACCAUCCCCCACAGUUCAUCUCCAUUCUGGGUCACCUACGUCACCUAUGGGUUCUGGUAGUCCCGGGAGAGGCAGGGAUAUGUCCUCGAAAAAGAAAAAGGGGCUGCUUUCCAAAGGCAAGAAACUGCUGAAAAAGCUUGGUGCAGUGAAAUGAUUCAUGUGCUCCUGGACAACUUGUAAAGCUUCCAGUCUGUGUAUUAUUUUUUUUUUAAAACGUCAAAACUAGGGCUUUCAUGACUAUGCAGUAUUGCAUUUUUAACUCUGACAUCAAUAGAAUCAUGUGAAUUGCUUAAUCAAACAGCAAGAAAAAAGGAAAUGGUUUUAUUUGAAGUCAACUCAACACCUGCAACUCCAUUGGAUAGAUCUCAGCCUUUAGUCUCCUUUAACCACAAGUGGGGGGAAGAAAACUCUAUCCAUUGAGUCCUGGUUCAGAGAGACCACCCCACUCUAUCUAAUCUUUAUCACAAACAAAAAUGGUCUUGAAACUCCUAGUUUAAUCAGCCUUGAUGUUUUGCCUUAUUAAUGCACAAUGAUUUGUACUGUCUAAUAAAUAUACAGCGUAUACUUUGUAUGUACUGUGUAUUCAACUGUCUUCAUCUCCCCUAAAACAUGGUAAUUUCAGAUCAAGUACUAUGUUACUGACUCCAUUCAAUGUCUCAUGUAACUCCUGGGAGUUUGAAAGUGCUGUGCAAAAUGCUCUUUUUGGUUUUUGCCUUUUUUUUUUUUUUCCCCCCAACCAAACCCCUUGUAUUGGUUUCUUUUGUCAACAUUUUCACUCAACUGCAAUCAGAUACAGUAAGUUAUUCGGAGCCGUGCCCACUUUGUACCGUACAGCCUCCAGUUUUGGAGUUCCUGGUUCACUGUUCUAAAUUACUGGGGGGGGUGAAAACCAGACCCUUAACAAACACAAUAAAAAAACACCUUUACUCCCCAACUUUUUUCCUGUGGAGAUACAGUCCUAAGAUAAAAGGCAUUUUCAUAUUGAUAAUGUCAGAUUCAAGAUAAAGUGCAUGUCUAAAAAGUGGAAAACUGUGUUAUAUACACUAAGCCGUAGCCAGUAAUAAAGCUGCAACAGCUGAUAAUCAAAUAUUAAUUGCAAUAUUGGCAUCUCAAUAAAAACAAUCUUACACAUUGAUGGCAGUCAUUGGCUGUUACUAUUUUGUAAUUCUUGUCCAUUUGUAAAUUGUUUUUACUGUUUAUACAUACUUUUCAGACUGCCUUUCUUUUUGUAAUUUAUGGAAGGUUUAUAAAUGAAUGAUCAAAGCUUCCCCAUUGUGUCUUCAGAUAAUAAUGUAAAUUACUGUAAGAUACCGUGUGCUAGAUUAUAACAUUUAAUUAAAGAAAAUAACUGGCCUAAAUUUGUGGUAAAAAGUACUGUGUGGGUGUGUGCAUGUGUACAACUGUUGUGUAUUAUAUUUUAUAUAAAUAAAUAAUUUGAUAUUUUGUAGA